AUGUCACCUGGCCUGCCCCCAGAGGCCGACGGCGCUGCUGGCGCCGCCGCGCAGCCGGUCCAGGCAGCGCCGUCAGAAGCGGCCGGUGCGGCCGCGUUCCGGAGGGUCCACCCGCUGCACUACCACCAGGCAUUUUUGGCGCAGGGUGUCCGCCCGGACGGGCGAGGGCUGCUGCGCGGCCGCCGCGCCGCCGCGAGCGCGGCCGUCGUGAGCAGCGCCGACGGCUCGGCGAUGGCGAAGCUCGGGCAGACGACCGUCCUCGCGGGCGUGCAGGCGGUCCCCACGCUUCCGUCAGAGGCGGAGCCGGGCGAGGGUAGGGUGGUGGUCACGCUCGACCAGCCUCUCGCCGGCGGAGAGCGAGGCGGGCAGGCGCGGCAGGAGCGGGAGCAGAGCGCGCUGUCGGAGCUGUUGCAGCGCAGCGCCGCUGGGAUGGCCGACGGCAACCUGACGGAUGCUUGCUUGCUGGCGAUGCUGGUUGCUCUGUCGGACACGGCUUUGCCAGCGGUGCGAUUCUCGACGGGGGAGGGGGAGGGCGAGGACGGCACAGCCAGGGCGGAGGAGGAGGCGCUGCUGUCGACGUCCUUCACGCUCCUCCUCGACAGCGACGGCGCCUUCCGUGGACUGCACAAGCCGGGAGGGGCGCCGCUGGACGAGGCGACAACGCGGGAGAGCCUCGCCGCGGCGCGCAAGCGGCUGCCGGCGCUGGUGGCCGCGUCAAGCGCCAAGCGUGCGGGGCUCCGCUUUUGA
Emiliania huxleyi CCMP1516 is the source of this 747-nucleotide messenger RNA. RefSeq lists its product as hypothetical. The record is from RefSeq and is a predicted model, not a curated record. The coding region runs from base 1 to 747 and encodes 248 amino acids. Lineage: Eukaryota; Haptophyta; Isochrysidales; Noelaerhabdaceae. The transcript is spliced from 5 exons. Gene Ontology annotation, cellular component: nuclear exosome (RNase complex); cytoplasmic exosome (RNase complex). Gene Ontology annotation, biological process: nuclear polyadenylation-dependent mRNA catabolic process; nuclear mRNA surveillance; U4 snRNA 3'-end processing.